Phaeodactylum tricornutum CCAP 1055/1 is the source of this 654-nucleotide messenger RNA. RefSeq lists its product with no specific name. NCBI's taxonomy places the organism in Eukaryota, Bacillariophyta, Bacillariophyceae, Surirellales, Neidiaceae. The coding region runs from base 1 to 654 and encodes 217 amino acids. The transcript is spliced from 3 exons. The record is from RefSeq and is a predicted model, not a curated record.
AUGAGGUACAGCAGCUUUCUACUCGUAGUCGCAUUUCAUGUAACUUGUACGGGCGCGUUCGUUACACCGGCCAACGCAGCAAAAUCUACAGCUCUUCCAAUGGGUCUCUUCGACGACUGGAGGGCGGGAGGGUCCGGGAAGGAUAGCUUGGACGAAGAGUGGGAAAAGCAGCAAGAAAUAUUGGCGGAACGUCGCAAACCCAAAGCCGAACGCGAUAAGUACUUUGAAAAGGUUGAGCAGCGGCGUCAGCAGGCAUCUGCAAAGCAGAAGGACAUGUGGGCAUGGCAGACGAAGAGUUAUAGCAAAGGUGAAGAUCCAAUUGACGAGUGGAAGAAACGACGUGCAGAUGGGACCAUUUCAGAUCUAGAAAACCAGUAUGGUGAUCCCAAGAAAAUAGGGGGGAUUCCCAUUCCUGGUGCAUCUUUCGGAGUAGGCGGAGAAUUUGGCGUGGGGGGAAAGUUUGACAAUGGAGGUCGCUUUGACUUGCGUCUUCCGUACGCUGAUCAAGGUUACGUGGACGAUGAUGCUGAUGUAAUGGGAAAGAUUAGCGCAUUUUUCGGCGGUGGCACGAAAAAGAAGGUUGCAACGGUGAAGCCUCCAGAGGAGCCGAAAACGAAAAAAGAACUAGCUAUUGAAGGAGCUGGUCUUUUGUGA